AUGAGGAACUGGGCGAUCGAAGACCUUCCCAGUUCUUACGACAUUUACAGUAGACUACCAUCGUCUACACAGGCUAUUCUAGCUACUCAAGCUAAAGCUAGUUUGGACGCAGUUGCCGAGCUAGCUGACACAAUAUCUGAAGCUAUAGCUCCUAGGGCCCAAAUUUCAGAAGCUUCUAACGCUCUUGAAAGCACCAGUGAUAAAUUGACAGCCGAAUUAGCCGACAUGAAAAUCCAGCUAGCUAGCUUGUCGCAGGCUCAAGCACAAACACGUCGCAACCGCAGCAACUCAAGACGCAGACCAUAUCCGAGAGACAGUAGCUACAGUAGGGAACAUAAUAGUGACAUAUUAUGUUGGUAUCACUACCGUUUUGGUGACCAGGCUCAAAAGUGCUCUCCUCCGUGCAAGUAUCAGGGAAACAUCGCGGGCAGUCGGUGA
Diabrotica virgifera virgifera (western corn rootworm) is the source of this 438-nucleotide messenger RNA. RefSeq lists its product as uncharacterized. Lineage: Eukaryota; Metazoa; Arthropoda; Insecta; Coleoptera; Chrysomelidae. The transcript has 2 exons. The record is from RefSeq and is a predicted model, not a curated record. The coding region runs from base 1 to 438 and encodes 145 amino acids.